AGACCCAGACUAUUCUUUGGAUUUUAGGUAUACUCUUAAAAGAACUAUGACGGAUAGCCGAAAACGUAAAAUUGAUGAUAGCGCCGACUUCGACUUUGAGAAAAAAAAUGUCUUUGAUAAUGAGCUCAUUAGUUCAAAGAUUUUAGAAUAUUGUAACAUAGGCGAAGUAUACAAAUAUAGACGGUAAAAACAAUUAAAAUUUAAAUUUCGUUCUAUUCUUUAAUUUCGUUCAUUAUACUUAUAUCGUAGUCUUAGCAAAUUAUGGUUGCACUUGGGUGAUAUAGAAUUACGAAAGCGAUCAGAAAAGUUUCACAUCAAGUAUAUAUCUUGUUUUGCGAAUAAUGGUCAUCUACAAUUUCCAGUUUGUAUUAUUAUUUAUAUAUCAGUAUUAAAAAACAGUGAUAGCAAUAUAAGAUGCCAUUGAUAGUUUAUUUCAUUUACAGAAUUUUCAUUCAUUCAAUUUUAAACCUAAUUUACUUAUUGCAUUUUGUUCGGAAUCAUUAAGCUGCCCAAAGAAAAAAUUAAAGAGAUAUUUCAUUAAUAAUUGCAAAUUUCCUUGUAUAAUAUCUUUUUGGGAAGGAAUUGUUUGUAAGUAAUAGUCUUCUUCUUCCUUUCUCCUUCUUAAAUAAUUAAUUAACUAAAAUUGAAAGUCUAUAUUCUCUCAUAGUAACAGAAUUAAAAGAAAGGGAUGCUAAAGCCAAAAUGUCAGUGACUGAGGUCGAAGAAGCUAAAAAUCAAAUUCAAUUUGUUUUUAUGUCAAUUCCCGGCUUAAAGUGUAAAUUUUUUAAUCAGCAUGUUAAAACUAGAUCAACUUGUAAAAGUUCUAAAGAACAAUUUCAAAAGGAUCUCGAGGAAUCUGUUAAUUCGCAUUCUCUCUUUUUGAGUUUUGAGCAAGAAUUUGAAAUUAUUCUACUUAGUAAUGGACAAGAGUUUGAUUCAAAAUUAAUCAAUCUGCAAAGUAAGCACAUUCAUUUUGCUACCGUUAUCAUUGGUCAAGAUAUUGAUGAUAAAGAAGGUGUAUUAGACAAUCUUCGACGUCUGAAACAAUCUAACGCCGCUAGAAAACCAUUUUUCGGUCUAAUGUUCGCCUGCAAAGGAAGAGGUCGAGACCAUUACGGAGGAGUUACUGACGUUGAAAGUAGCUGUUGGCAAAACAUCUUUCCUAAAAUACCACUCUUUGGUGUAUUUGGUGAUGGAGAAUUUGGACUAGAUAAAUUUUUACAAGAUGACGAAAAGCUUGUGAAAACAUUUAGCGCAUUAGAAAAAUCUUAUACAACAGUGUUUGUCGUUGUUGGAAAACACUAA
Molecule: messenger RNA, 1305 nt
Organism: Dimorphilus gyrociliatus
Lineage: Eukaryota; Metazoa; Annelida; Polychaeta; Dinophilidae
Source: the annotation of a GenBank genome assembly